This is a messenger RNA of Euleptes europaea (tarantolino), 1007 nucleotides long. It is a transcript of the gene CENPO, whose product is annotated as centromere protein O. The transcript has 6 exons. Lineage: Eukaryota; Metazoa; Chordata; Lepidosauria; Squamata; Sphaerodactylidae. Gene Ontology annotation, cellular component: Mis6-Sim4 complex; kinetochore. Bases 66 to 1007 code for a protein of 313 amino acids. The record is from RefSeq and is a predicted model, not a curated record.
UCUGGAUUUUGAACCAACUAAGGAGAUCUUGUGGUUUCUGCUUUCUUAACAACUGGAAGUGAAGAAUGGGAGAACAUACAACUUCCUUGAGGGAUGGUGUCUUAUCGCAUCUGGAAAGCUUGGAGGCUUCUAGCCACCAGCUAGCACUGAAACAAGGAGAAGGGGAGCAGCAUCAGGAAAAUGUGACCAGGCUGAAAGCAAAGAUCAAGGAGCUGAGACGCCAGAGAGACAAACUGAAGGCCAAACUGAACAUGAGUCGCUCUGGGCUUAUCAGGGACGAAGAUGCCACCCAAAGUACUACUCAGACUCACCAGGCUGCAGGCGCCAGCACACAGGCCCUCCUGGAAUGGAAGGUGAAGAACAUGAAGAAUCUGCUGCAGAUGUUUCAUCUGACAGGCAUCAGUGGGAAACUGACCAGAGAAGGAGCCUGCCUGUGCAUUAACACCGCGUUCGAAGGCACUUACUUGGACUCCUAUUACCUGUAUCUGCGCAUACAGCAACCUGUCCAGAUCCAGCGCCACACAGUCCCAGCCUUCAUCCCCUUGAAACAAAUAGCUGACGAAUAUUUGCAGACAGACAUCAAACGCUUCUUCUCUGUGCUUUCCGAUCACCUGAACGCUUACGUUGGGAGGAAGUUCCAGGCACAGCAGUUACAGGAGCAUUUUGCUGCUUUCCUCGCAGGGCCCUUGCAGGGGAAUUCUCUGUACAAUCUGCUGGAGUUCAGCUAUAGUGUGGGACCAGGAGGCAAGACUUUUCCCUUCUCAGCCAAGCUAACGUAUGGAGACCCCUUGUGCUUCCUCCCAUCUGAAGCCACCGUGGCAUGUAAAGAAGGUGCUGUGGCUUCAGAGGCAGAGAUGGCAGCCAGUCACCAGGCCUUAUUCCACCAGAAGACUCUUCACGAGGUCUUCAGAUCCUUCACUGACUCAACAGAAAGCCUGAGUCCCCGGGAGUUGUCUGCUUCCUCGAAAGGCGUACCUUCAGGCUGCGGCAAGGCUACUGCUGUGUAA